Rattus norvegicus (Norway rat) is the source of this 5343-nucleotide messenger RNA. It is a transcript of the gene Syvn1, whose product is annotated as synoviolin 1. Gene Ontology annotation, cellular component: smooth endoplasmic reticulum; luminal surveillance complex; endoplasmic reticulum membrane. NCBI's taxonomy places the organism in Eukaryota, Metazoa, Chordata, Mammalia, Rodentia, Muridae. The record is from RefSeq and is a predicted model, not a curated record. Gene Ontology annotation, molecular function: ubiquitin-specific protease binding; ATPase binding; protein-folding chaperone binding. Gene Ontology annotation, biological process: retrograde protein transport, ER to cytosol; protein K48-linked ubiquitination; ubiquitin-dependent protein catabolic process.
UCUUUCUGUCCUUUCUUUCUGUCCUUUCUUUCUUUCUGUCCUCUUUCUUUCUUUCUUUCUUUCUUUCUUUCUUUCUUUCUUUCUUUCUUUCUUUUUUUUUGGGAGGGGGUGCUAUUUCUCUGUGUAGCCCUUCCUGUCCUGGCAUUCAUUUUGUAGAGCCGGUUGGCCUUGAACUCAGAGAUGUGCUUGCCUCUGCCUCCCAGUUUCCAGAUUAAAGGCAUGUGCUGUGCCUGACCAGUGGCAGUUCUUACCUCCUAAUUUUUAGGUAAUUCACUAAUAUUACUAAUAUUAAGUUGCCCAGGGAGGCCUUGAACAUUUGAUUGUCCUGCUUCAGCGUUUAAGGGGAGCUGGAAUUACUGUCGUGCCUGGCAUUGUUUUUAAAAUUACAUUUGUGUCUGAGUCUGCUCGUAUAAAUGGGAAGAGCGCCCUCUAGCUGAUAAAUUGAGUAGCAAAUGGCUAAAUAGGCUGUAGAGGGGUUGGGGAUUUAGCUCAGCGGUAGAGCGCUUGCCUAGUGAGCGCAAGGCUCUGGGUUCGGUCCCCAGCUCCGGAAAAAAGAAAAAAAAAAAAAAAAAGGCUGUAGAGCUCAGAGAACAACAAGAAAUGUUGCAAGGAAAGAGGUCAAUAUGGACACAGAAUUUAAAUAAAAAGAUGAACAUGGGGUUGGGGACCCUGGGUUCAGUCCUCAACUCAGAAAGGGGGAAAAAAAGAUGAACAUGGGGAGUGAAACAGAUAUAUACCUGGGGGAGGGGGAGAUUGCCACAAAACUUAGGAGGAGAUUUUCAAGAAUUGGGGAAGCUGAGAUUGUAGGAUUAAAGGUAACUAGUAGUUCAUGGCUAGCCUUAUGGGGGAAUGAGUCGGGAGGACUUGAACCGUUAAAGUCAACAGGUGGUGGAGAGGAUGGCUGAGACCAAGAGUACAGGGGCUGAGGGGGGCAGCAGACACUAAUGCUGCCACCCUUUAAUACAGUUCCUCGUGUUGUGGUGACCCCCACCUGUAACAUUAUUUUGUUGCUACUUCAUAACUGUAAUCUUGCUACUGCUGUGAAUUGUAAUAUGCAUAUAUGAGAUGCAAGAUAUCUUAUAUGCGACCCCUGUGAAAGGGUUUGAUUCCCAAUAGGGCUUACGAUACACAGGUUGAGAACCACUGCCUUAAAGAUUCCUUGGACCAGAGAUUUCUUAGGCCUAUGAAUUCGCAGAGUCCGAGUUAAAAAUGGGAGGAGCACCUUCUAGCUGAUAAACUUGGGUAACGAUGAGGACGCUUUAAAUCUCCAUUCUGUUUGCGACUACAGUGGUUGCCUGAGUCCUAACAGGCAGAAACAGCUUUGAAUAGAGGGUCUGGCUAUUUCCCCCGGAUGAACACACACGCUGAGCUUUUGGGGUGUUGAACAGUCAACGUCUUCGCACAGAACUUUCCACCUAACCCUAGCAACUUGGCGCUCUGCUUCGUGUCAAUGCGGACACACCCAAGCGCUGCUCCUUUUACAGGUGCAGUAAGCGUUCCCCGAGGCGAGACAGGGAUCCCUGGCCUACCGACUGUGCUUUCCCUGCUGGCAGCCAGCUGCAGUAGGACCCAGCCCAAGGCAACUCUGCCUACUGACCCUAGCAACCACUCACCUGCUCUUCUUUCUCUAUAGGCUAGAAAUUUUUCUUUUCUUUUCUCAUUGGUCCGCGUAACUUUACCGCAACCAAUCAGCGGUAGCCACGGGAACAAACUCACACCUACACAACCUGCGUUGGGGGGGGGAGGUGAUCUGGGAAGAUAUAUAUCUGUUUUCCGCAUUGUUUUUUUAGAGAAGCGCUUUACUUUUUACUGUGUCGUAGCUGUCCCUGGAAUGAGGCGCUUACACAGUUCAUGCCUAACAUAAAGUCUGGCCCUUGCUCGCUCCUGCCCCUCCUUCAAAUGGCUCGGCCCGCGGAAUGCCCCAUCUUUCAGGCACUUGGAGAGCCGGAGUCUUGGAGGAGUUUAGGGUGGUGAUUCUACAACGGUGACUGACAAGUGAGGGGCUUCAGCCCUCUCCCGCGACCACGCGUCACAUCUCUCGCUAGUUCCAGCUGCCUGCGCGUGGGCCCCAGAAGCGCGGGGAAAAUUGGUACACGCAAAGCGUACUUGGUACGGUCCACUCCGCCGCGCCCCUCGCCGCCGGAAGUGAGGUGUCUUACCCCCGAAGUUCCGGUUCGCAGGGGGUGGGGAGUGUUGUUAACCGGAGCGGCUGCCGCAGUCGCGGUGAUUGAGCGUGCUCGCGGCGCUGGGCUCCUGGUGAGUGGACCGAAGUCUGGUCCAGAUUGCGGAUGGGGUUGGGGGGUCGACGUGUAGGACUUUGCCCUCCUGGGUCACUGAGAUCAGCCCGCCCCCCUGCGUUCCGCCGUCAGUUUUCGGCCUGUCAGAUGGCUGGAGACCUCAGGCGGCGGCGCGGCCACCGUUCCAGAGGCCAGGCCCCGCCUGCGAGGUUCGCAACUCCUAGCGUUCACAGGUCUCUGGGCCAGGGCAAUGUUCCGCACCGCAGUGAUGAUGGCGGCCAGCCUGGCGCUGACCGGGGCAGUGGUGGCUCAUGCCUACUACCUCAAACACCAGUUCUACCCCACUGUCGUGUAUUUGACCAAAUCCAGCCCCAGUAUGGCAGUCCUGUACAUCCAGGCCUUUGUCCUUGUCUUCCUCUUGGGCAAGGUGAUGGGCAAGGUGUUUUUUGGGCAGCUGAGGGCAGCAGAAAUGGAGCACCUCUUGGAACGGUCCUGGUAUGCUGUCACUGAGACUUGCUUGGCCUUCACCGUUUUUCGGGAUGACUUCAGCCCUCGCUUUGUGGCACUCUUUACACUCCUUCUCUUCCUCAAAUGUUUCCAUUGGUUGGCUGAAGACCGUGUGGACUUUAUGGAACGCAGCCCCAACAUCUCUUGGCUUUUCCACUGCCGCAUUGUCUCUCUUAUGUUCCUCCUGGGCAUCCUGGACUUCCUCUUUGUCAGCCACGCUUAUCACAGCAUCCUGACCCGAGGGGCGUCUGUGCAGCUGGUGUUUGGCUUUGAGUAUGCCAUUCUGAUGACCAUGGUGCUCACCAUCUUCAUCAAGUAUGUGCUGCACUCCGUGGACCUCCAGAGUGAGAAUCCCUGGGACAACAAGGCCGUGUACAUGCUCUACACGGAGCUGUUUACAGGCUUUAUCAAGGUCCUGCUGUACAUGGCCUUUAUGACCAUCAUGAUCAAGGUGCACACAUUUCCGCUCUUUGCCAUUAGGCCCAUGUACCUGGCCAUGAGGCAGUUCAAGAAAGCUGUGACAGAUGCCAUCAUGUCUCGCAGAGCCAUCCGCAACAUGAACACACUGUACCCGGAUGCCACCCCCGAGGAGCUCCAGGCAAUGGAUAACGUCUGUAUCAUCUGCAGAGAAGAAAUGGUGACCGGUGCUAAGAGAUUGCCUUGCAACCACAUCUUUCAUACGAGCUGCCUGCGCUCCUGGUUCCAGAGACAACAGACCUGCCCGACAUGCCGUAUGGAUGUUCUGCGGGCAUCAUUGCCAGCCCAGUCACCACCACCCCCUGAGCCUGCUGACCAAGGAGCCCCCCCUGCCCCUCAUCCCCCACCACUGCUGCCACAGCCCCCUAAUUUCCCCCAGGGCCUCCUGCCUCCUUUUCCUCCGGGCAUGUUCCCACUGUGGCCACCAAUGGGUCCCUUUCCACCUGUCCCACCUCCCCCAAGCUCAGGAGAGGCUGCAGCUCCUCCGUCCACCAGUGCAGCCACUUCUCGACCCAGUGGAGCAGCCACCACCACAGCUGCUGGCACGAGUACUUCUGCCCCAGCAUCUGGCUCUGUACCUGGCCCAGAGGCUGGUCCUGCCCCUGGCUUCCCUUUCCCUCCUCCUUGGAUGGGUAUGCCUCUGCCUCCACCUUUUGCCUUCCCCCCGAUGCCUGUGCCUCCUGCGGGCUUUGCUGGCCUAACCCCAGAGGAGCUGCGGGCACUGGAGGGCCAUGAGCGGCAGCACUUGGAGGCCCGGCUACAGAGUCUGCGCAACAUACACACACUACUGGACGCCGCCAUGCUGCAAAUCAACCAGUACCUCACUGUCCUGGCCUCCCUGGGCCCCCCCAGGCCAGCUACUUCAGUGAACCCCACUGAAGAGACUGCCUCUACAGUGGUAUCUGCUACCCCUUCCACCAGCGUCCCCAGCUCUGAGGCUCCUGCCCCAUCCCUGGGAGCCUCCCCACCAAUUCCUGAAGCUGAAAAGCCUCCUGUGAGCACUGCAGAAGAGCUUCCUGAGGAUGGAGAGCCUGAUGCUGCAGAACUCCGCCGGCGUCGCCUGCAGAAGCUCGAGUCUCCCGUUGCCCACUGACACUGCCCAGAUCUGGCCCUGCUCUCUUGAGUAGCCCUCACUGGAACACGUCCUGCCACCAAGUGCCAGCUCCCUCUCUGUUUGCACCAGGGAGUAGUAACCCCAGUUGAGAAAGACUUGGCAGGAUCUCUGAGGAUCAAGUGUCUGGGCUUCCAGUUGAUCCACCCCAGUGCCCCUGGCAGCCACGGGGGUGUUGGUCAGUUCUAACCUUCCUCCUCUACUUCUGCUAUGUUCUACUGGGGCCUUGAAAGUAGAAGCUGAGCCUCUGGCAAGCCUCUCCCAUGCUUUUAGGGAGAAGGUGAAGCCCCUCUAAGCCCUGCUUGUGAGUAUGGGACCAUGCUGCAGUGCCGAACAGUAUUAGCUUCUGUUCCCAAGUGUGGAAACCCAGAGGGGCUGAAGACAGACCAGGACCUUGCCCCACUCUCUGCCAAGACUGGUACCAGUCUCUUUUCCUCUACCCAUCUUCCCAGAACCCCCUUUGUGAUGGUGGCUGUGCCCCCUAAGCCCUGUGGCAUUUCCAUGUCUUACUGGCAACCACACAACUCAGGGAAAGGAGUGCCUGGGGGUGGGGCACAGGCGGGCAGCACUGAGGGACCCUGCCCUGCCCCUCCCCAGCCUCUUUCCCCAUCUCACCCAGCAGCCACUGCCUGGUGGGCCUGGCUAAGGGUGUGCUGCUCCUUAAACCACUGCUCCCCUGAACCCAAGGCAGGCCACCUCCAACCUGUGGGACUUGAGUUCAGGAUUGGAACUAUUUCUGUACCUAGUGGCUUUGGGCUUAAAUUUGUCUUUCGAAUUUGAAUGCUUGACCCCAGGAAGGAGCAGUAUGGGGCUAGGUACCUGGACUUUCCAGUUUAGAAAAGCUCUGGGCCAGGAGGGGACCACGGAGCCAAGGCCUAGCUGCUGCUUUCUUUUGGUUUUGUGUUACAGGAGUUUCUGGAGAGUUUCAGAUGAUUAUUUAAUUUGUAAAUAUUGUAUAAAUUUUAAUAGCUUAAAUUGUAUAUACAGCUAAAUAAAACCUUGCAUUAAUGA